CAGAAGAGUGGUAGGAUGAAUCACAUGAACCCGACGACGGGGUAAUGUAAUUUCCCGCCCUUGAAGUAUGCAGAGAGGGUUAACAAUAGCGUCAUUUCUUCCUAAUCGCACCUGACUUGCUCCAUCGACGUGGACUCUCGGGACUCCGAUCGUCUUUCAGCUCCGAACUUCAGGGUACUAUAUUAUUCAUCAUUGCUCUCACUUUCCUUUGGGCUUCGGGUUAUCUAGCGCUCGGGCAGUCAUGCCGCGGGGAUUCCCUCACCCACUUUCGUUAUAUUAGCAGGGCGUCGUGCAGCGCUGCUUACAGUUUAUUCAAAACAACUGUUCGCGUUUCGUCUCAACUAGGGGAUAGUUUAUUUUUUUCAUUCUCAUUACUCCAGCCCGGUAUUGCCCGCUGUCUCUGCGCUUAUGGUCCUUCAGCGAGCAUUGUGUCUUUGUUUUAUCCGGUACAAAUCUUCUGUCUGCGCACGCAGCUGUGCCAGUGUUUCCGCUGAAAAAUAUCAUUUAUUCUGAAUCUCGCUACCGCUUUUGUUAAUUUCAGGCUGCACUCCGGAAAACUCGAAGCCAGCUGCAGUCGCUAUUGGAUUCGCGAGACUCAUUAAUGCGCUGCCUCCACAUCGUAAAGGUUGCUCAGGCCUUCUGCUAAUGUCCCCUAAUUUUCAGCACGCUCCGCUAUACACGACUGACUGACCAAUAUGUUGUGGAUCAGCUAAAUUUAUCUACCCUUGUUUGUUUGUUUUCGCUUCCUCUUAACCGCACUCAAACCGGACAACGCGCUGUCGCUGACUGCGUUAACUCAUCUUUACCGGUGGUUUCCAUCCUCGUCUCUGAACAAAACGCUGUAUCUCAUAUACAUCUUCUCAAAGGUAGAGGGAGACUGCUGGCGCAUAAAUGAGUGGAGUUUGGCUUUCCCCACGAACCUCACGCUUUACCGCAAUGUUGCCGCUGUCACCUACGAGAAGCCACAGACGUGGGAGUUCGUCAGCAAGAAUCAUCGUCUUAGCGGCAUGUGUGCUGUUCUCGAUCACCGCCCGAUGCUCGCGAGCGGAGAAUGUGAUAAAUGCGUCUGAAGGAGCGUCCCCGGCGUUCGCGUCAACGACAGCAGCCGCAGCGGGCUCCACUAAUGAGACUGGCUUCCUGCACGUGCUACGAGACUUCAUCGCGAGUGGCUUCGACAACGUACCUCCCACUUUGACGCGCAAGCUGCUCGGGGCCGACAUGCGGACAGAGUGCAGCUUGGCACUACUCCGGACAGUGAACGCCUUCAAAAAGUUGGAGCCAUGGGCGUUGAGACUAUUCGAUGCAACUGGGAAGUACCCGACGGGCAUGCUGCAGAUUUCACGCGUUGACCUUGGCGCUUUCGACGAGUGUCUGGAGACGGAACUGAGCGACAGCUCUGGGAAUGUAAUUUCAAAUGGCCAGUACUGCAACCUCCAGUUUCAAAUUAAGAAAGGCUUCAUCGGAGAAAAAGAGCUCGAAUAUUUUGAAUCCCUUGUGCACCGAAAGGUGUAUGAAUACAUAGGGUACAUUAUGGACACUGAAGUACCAUUGCUUCGCAUGGGGCUAUGCUUUCUCGAUGACUGCACACAGAGGGAUUUACAAUCGCUAGUGGACACAUUGAAGCCUUCGUCAGUGGAAAUUCGAGUGGAAAACUGCGUCACUGCGAAACCCGAACCAUGGAGUGCAAGGCAAAUAGCAAUUGUAACAUUCCUGUUUGUUCUAGUCACCUUAAUAGCCGGGGCCACUGCUGUCGACCUUUACAUGGAUUUGAAGCCGAAAGCUGCGCAGAAAGGUGGUACGCUACUAAGGGUCGUCCUGGCAUUCUCGGCUGCGACCAACACGCGUGCAUUGUUCCAUGUGGCCGAUAGGACCAAGGCCAACCAAUACUCCCUGAGCUUCUUGCACGGCAUACGUGCCAUCUGCGUGGGACACGUUGUUCUCGGUCACUGCUACCAAGUAUUAUCAGAUACUUGGGGACGCCUGCUAAACUCUCUGAUCAUUACCGAUCAUUGGGGAACCCAGAUAAUAACGUCGGCAUUCAACAGCGUUGACACUUUCUUCUUCCUCAGUGGAUUUUUGCUGUGCCUUGCUAUCACAAAGCAAAAGAGGAAUGGACCCCUCGUCUUUCUAAUCGCUGUGAUCCGAAGGCUGAUCAGGGUUUCUGUGCCGCUCUUCUUUGUCAUCAUGUGCACCUACGUGCUUCCCCGCUUUGUAACUGGGCCUGAUGCCAAAGGGUUUUUCCGGACGCUUGACGAGGAGAUUGCUGAAACCUGGUGGGCCCUGAUUCUGCAGAUUAGAAAUUUCUUCGAAACGACCGAACGGACCCUUCUUGCUCACCUAUGGUACUUGUCUACAGACUUCCAGCUUUUUGUUCUCUCUCUUCUCAUACUGCUCGUACUGAAAAAGCGGAAUAAUUUGGCGCUGGCAACGUUCACAGUGCUUUCUCUUUUGGGUUGCGCCAUCGCAAUGUGGACAGCAACUAAUCCAAAUGUUCUACCUUUCAUGACGUAUCCUGCUCACACAAGAAGUCUACAAGUGACAACAUUCAACUUAUACUACACGCGACCUUUCUACCAUGCCGUAUGCUUCUUCAGCGGUUGCAUGACGUUACUCGUCUUGGAUGACUUCAGCAACCGUAAAAUUUCUAAGACGAUGCAGCUCAUAGGCUGGAGCGUGGCCGUCACCAGUGCGCUCUGCGCCAUCUUCAUGAAGAUUCCCUGGUACAAGCGUCGUGAUCCCACCUCGGGAGCCGUAAAACUGGUGGCAGCUUUCUUUGAGCGAGUCCUUUGGUCGCUGUUCCUUGCCUGGUUCACGUUAGCUUGCGCAUCGGGACGAGGCGGAUUCGUCGGUCGAUUUCUAUCUUCGAGCGUCUUCGCGCCACUAAGCAGGCUGUCAUUUAACGUGUACCUAAUACACUACCCAUUCCUCAUGGCAAUGUUACAGGCGUCUAGGGAGCGUAUACACGCUUCUCACUUUACUCAGGUGACCCUAUUCUUUGGGGUGCUAAUCUGGAGCUACAUUCUGGCGUACAUGGCAUUCCUCGCAUGCGAGGCCCCAACAGCAACGCUGGACAAGCUGGCCUUUCAAGGACUCGGAGAGCGAGGAACUUCCGUGAAGCAAGAACCACGGCCUGGCAGUGGCGACACAGUGUUAAAGCUCGAAGGCGCUUCAGCUCGUCCGUUCUCGGCUCGGCUGUAACCUCAUCCAAGAUAUGUAUAUAUAUUUGAAUAAACGAAGGA
Molecule: messenger RNA, 3239 nt
Organism: Dermacentor albipictus
Lineage: Eukaryota; Metazoa; Arthropoda; Arachnida; Ixodida; Ixodidae
Source: RefSeq, a predicted model, not a curated record